This is a messenger RNA of Cucurbita moschata (crookneck pumpkin), 823 nucleotides long. RefSeq names its product arabinogalactan peptide 22-like. Lineage: Eukaryota; Viridiplantae; Streptophyta; Magnoliopsida; Cucurbitales; Cucurbitaceae. Bases 270 to 485 code for a protein of 71 amino acids. The record is from RefSeq and is a predicted model, not a curated record. The transcript has 2 exons.
CUGAACUGCCUCUGUACCGUUCAGAGAUUUCUCUUAAUCGUCUUCUCCAUUUCGCCCUUCGAGGAGGGAAAGGGAGAUUCCUUUCUCUCUCUCUCUCUCUCUCUCUCUGCGAGCCUCUUUGAAGCCAUUGAAGAAGAAGGCACUGAAAGCCUCUCGAUCUGAGAGACGCAUCGCAGAGAGAGAUCGAGCCUCGGUACUACAUUUCUUGCGAUUCAUCGCCUGAAGAAAGGAGAGGAGAAAAUCACAGCACGAUUCGGAUUCGGAGUCAAAUGGCGGUUUCCAGGACGUCUUUUGGAUUUGUGGCUGCCGCUGCGCUCAUCUUUGCCAUCUUCUUGCCGGUUGCUCAGCCUCAGUCCUUGGCUCCGGCACCCGCUCCCACCAGCGACGGGACAUCCAUAGACCAAGGGAUAGCUUAUGUGUUGAUGUUGGUGGCAUUGGCACUCACAUAUCUCAUCCACAACGCUGACUUAUCCAACAGCUUCUAAAAGACUGUAUCAAGCAUUUGGAGAGAACCUCUUUUGAUCAAAAGGGAAGGGAAUUUAGUUAGAAAUGCAAAAGUGGGGUUUGAGGGGACUGGACUUUUUUUCUUAUUUUUGCAUAUUGUAGUUCCUUUGGAACCUCUUUUGAUCAAAGAGGAAGAGAAUUUAGUUAGAAAUGCAAAUGGGUCUUGAGGGAUUUGGAUUCUUUUGCAUAUUGUAGCAGUUCCUUUGGUGUUUCUGUUUUGUUCUUAUUUAUAACGAUGAAAGUCAGUUGGUGUGGUCUUGUAUUGCUGUGUACAGUGUCCUGAGUUUGAAUGCGACUCCUGGCUCCCUUUUCAUGUUUC